AUGCUUCGAAUGGCAUUAAUUCAACCAACAUUUACUUCAUCAGGUCUUCAAGUUGAUGCAUCCGGAAUGACAACAUUAAUGAUUCCUUAUAGUCCAUUACUAAAAGAUAUUAUAGAAAUAAAAGAAAUUAAUGUUAAAAGUCGAAGACAUGGUGGCACAGUUGCUAAAUGGUUUUCGACAUUUCUAGAAAAACCAGACUUAGAUUUAAUUUAUUUUGAUGAACAAUUUGAACCACAACAUACAAAAAAUAUUGAACCAGAAUUUCCAAAUGAAGCAUUUGAUUCAGAUGUCGUAAUAUAUCACGAUAUGAGUCCAUUUCAUUUAGGUUCAUUAGAAUCAAUCGAUGAUCUUAAUAAACGAUUAACAAAUCCAAUUAAAAUAUAUAAUUUUCGACCAAAUAUUAUUGUUAGUGGUGUUGAUAAACCAUAUGGCGAAGAUUAUUGGCGAGAAAUUCAAAUUGGUGAUCAAGUUAAACUUCGUUGGUUUCGAUCAUGUUUGCGUGGUGUUGAUAAACCAUAUGGCGAAGAUUAUUGGCGAGAAAUUCAAAUUGGUGAUCAAGUUAAACUUCGUUGGUUUCGAUCAUGUUUGCGAUGUUUAUUACCAACCGUAACUCAAGAAACAGGUAUUCGUGAUCCUAAUCAAGAACCAUGGAAAACACUUCAAACAUUCCGUCGUAAACCAGAUUUGUAUGGUAUUAAAGCACAAUUUGGAACAUAUCUUGCGACUAUGGAAAAUGGUAUAAUUCGUGUUGGUGAUCGUGUUCGUGUUUUACGAGAAGAUAAAAACUUUUAA
Messenger RNA from Rotaria sp. Silwood1, 792 nucleotides. The record is from the annotation of a GenBank genome assembly. Lineage: Eukaryota; Metazoa; Rotifera; Eurotatoria; Philodinida; Philodinidae.